Triticum dicoccoides is the source of this 4118-nucleotide messenger RNA. RefSeq lists its product as uncharacterized. The transcript is spliced from 2 exons. Bases 497 to 1777 code for a protein of 426 amino acids. NCBI's taxonomy places the organism in Eukaryota, Viridiplantae, Streptophyta, Magnoliopsida, Poales, Poaceae. The record is from RefSeq and is a predicted model, not a curated record.
ACUUCCCUUGUCACUGAUGCUAGUAUUGUAGUUUUCUAAUAGUUUGAAAAUACCAAUUAGAGAGUGAGUGUCAACCUUAAUUUCCCUGUGUUGUUUGUCAUCGUCCUUGAUUAUUUUAGGUUUAUAUUUUCUUGCGAUCAUCACCCUUAUUGUGUUAUCUAGCUUUCGCCGAGCAUAGUUGCCGUUGCCUAGUCCCUGAGGAGAACACGACAUCUGUAGUUUGGGCAUAAAAACCCUCCUAUAUUACAAACGAUCAUUUUGGCGCCGUUGCCGGGGACUAGCGUCGAGCGAUUAUGUUAGGCUAUAGACUAGGUUUACUUUAGUUCCUUGUUCAAUUCGUCGUGUAUUUCAUCUUCAGUGUUUCUCUUCUAUCUUCCCCCAUUGUUGCUUCGGCUUAUUAGGAUACUAACCUUCUGACUAGUGUUUACUGUUUAUGAAUGUGUGUAGGGAAUCAUAAAUCUUUGCAGGUUGUUCUAUAGUUACACUUGGUUAAGAUAUGGCAUUGCUUCGUGAUCUUUGGAUGCCAAGUAGUCAAUGCUAUAUCACAGGAUCGGUUUGGUCAACUAUUGAGGUAGAGAAUUUUGAGAUGAAGCCUGGUCUUAUUGCUUUGGUUCAACAACAACAGUUUGGAGGACUGCCUACUGAGGAUCCCUAUGAGCACUUACACCGAGUCAUGGAGUAUUCAGAUACAGUCAAGUACCAUGGAGUUCCUCAAGAUGCAAUCAUGUGCAGGUUGUUCACAUUCUCCCUCCGCGAUGAUGCUCGUGCUUGGUAUCGAUCCUUGCCAUCAAGGUCAUACAGUUGGAAUGAGAUAUCGCGAGCUUUCUUGGAUAAAUAUUUCCCACUACACAAGCAGUCCGCAAUUCGAGAUGAGAUCUUCAAUUUUGUUCAGCGUGAAGGCGGGAGCUUGUAUGAUGCUUGGGAGACAUACAAAGCCUUAUUCAGGAGAUGUCCUAAUCAUGGGCUCGAGAGAUGGUUAGAGAUGCAGAUAUUCUAUAGAGGAUUGACUUCGGACACUCGAGCUUAUGUCGAUAUGGCAGCGGGUGGAGCUAUUACAAACAAGACACUUGAUGAAGCUUUUCUGCUGAUUGAGAGCAUAGCUUUCCACCAACUUCAGUGGUACAAUAAGAAGCCCACGUCUGAUUCAUUGGUUUGCUUGCAACAAAUCACUACACCUCAACCACCAAUUCUUACACAAAAGCCCGAGCCUCUAUCUCAGUGUGACAAGGUUGAGCUUGCAUGCAUUAUAUUUGACGAUGAUGGCACCAUUCUAGUUGACACACACGCUACAGAUCAUCUGGAUACUAGUGUUGGAGAUUCAGUUUUGCAUUGUGAUGAUUCUUCCAUGAAUGAGCCAGAGCUGCAGUUCGUUGCUUUUGAUAUUGAGGAGUCACCUUUAGUUAAUAUUGAUCAUGUGCUGCUAGAGCCAGAUAUGGAGAAGUUCGCCUUUGAUGAUGUUAGCCGCAUUGAUUCUUCAACACUUGAGCCUGAGAUGGAGUGCUUCAUGGUUGAUUAUGGUGAGGUGGAUUCAGAUGUCAAGGAGUCAAGCUCUAUUUCACUUGUUGACAUGAAUCCGGUGGAAAUUUCUACUACCACACCUCACCUGGUAUCUUCAAUGGAGGUAGUCCUGAAGCUUCUUCCUAACUAUCUCAGGAUCCUGGUGGACUCAGAGCAUGGGGAUGAGGAGAAGCAAGGGGGCACACACGAGGAAGGGAGAAGCUGGAGCAGGCAUGAGGAUAGAGAAGCAAAAGGAGAGGAGCUGAAGUUGGUGAGGUGAUCGAGCGAGUGCUACAUCAUCAAAGCCCGGUGAGCUGUUUCAUGACCCAUUCCGAGUAUAUCAUCCAUUGAUACAUGCUGAAAUCAAAUGUUAUUUGGGUUGCUUAAGCCAUUUCUUAAAUGCCGUCCCACUGAUUUUUACCUUUGACAUAUGAUGCUUGAUGUGAAUAUGUGAACUGAAUCGUGAAUGCCUUGUAAACUAGUGAUCUACAUACUGCUUGUUUUGCUGAAACUAGUGAAAGUUAUUAGUUUUGAGUGCUCAAAUCCCUAGUACACUAGAAAACUUAAUCAUUUUCUGCUUUUACCUCGAUACACCUAGAUCACCACGUUUAGAUGCUGAAUUUGUGCCAAGUGUCUUCCCAUUGAGAGCAAUCACCUAACCACUAUGGAUUAGCAUGCUAUGUUCCCUGGAUCGGUAGCAUGUGAAUCAGACAUGGAGAAGUGAUGAUUCUUGUUUUUGUUCUUAUGCAUUGUUCAUUUAAGAUAAGUAAUAAUGAAUAAAUUAGUCUGGCUACCUACAGUAGCAUGUCAUGUUCCCGGGAUCGGUGGCAUGUGAAAUCGGGUUAGCUUGGGCAGUAAUUAACAAUAAUAGAAAUGUAAUUGUCGAACCAGGUGUAUACCAUGUUCUCGGGAUCGGUGGUAUGUUCCUUUGGGGAGACAAACUAAAAAACUAAUAAUUGGUCGAGCUAGGUGUAUACCAUGUUCUCGGGAUCGGUGGUAUGUUCCUUUGGUGAGAUUGAUAAAAUAUUAUCAUUACUUCCUUCAAAUUUAAUAAGUGGUUCAACCACAAUGUUAUAUUUUUGCAAAUAAGUGAUUUAAUUCAAGCUCCUUUUGUUCUCAGGAUCAUGCUCUUUUUAGGAACCUUUUGGCACAGUCAGCAUUUGAACUUGCUAAUCUUCGUUUAUCAUUGCAAAAGUUUAAAAUGGUCGAGUUUACUAGUGUCCUAUUGAUAUGUAGCACUCUUAACCAUUAAUUUUCACUAGCCAAGUCCAAAGCAUGCACUGUUUAGAGAUCUACUUCACUUGACAUUCUCUAGUCAGUUCACUGUUCAUGUUCUUGCUUUUGUCAUAUGCCUUUGCUUGAGGACAAGCAAAGAUUUAAGUGUGGGGGAACUUGAUAAGCACAUUUCAUAUAUAUAAUUUUGACACACAAAUUCACCAUUUCUUGAGAUGUGUCCAUCUAUUCUUGCUAAGAAUUAUCGAAUAUUCCAUGAAAAUCAUAUAAUGAAUCAUUUACUAGUCAUUGUGUUUCUUUUGCAGAAAAGUGCGCAAAGGCACUAUAAACUCUAAGAUCUGGAGUAGGUGGCUAAGAGAACCAGUCAAGUGAAAAGAAAGAAGAAGGACGGAGGGACUUGUGUGUGAUGAUAAGAAGUAACCAGAGGGGUUAGCCAAAGAAGAGAGGGACCAAUUUGAGAAGAAAGAAGAGAAGUAGGAGGGCAAAAUUGCAAAGUGGUAGAUUAGAUCAUGGGGGAUCAAAAUCCCUAGCGCAGCCACCAAUCCCCUUCGGAGCCUGGCAUCUCCAUCUCUCUCCCCCUCACCACUUCUUCUCCCACCUUCGGCCGCCAUCGCGGCCAGGCCAUCAUGGCGGCGCGCCUCCGGACUUCGCUGCUCCACCAGCACCUUCACCCACCAGCACCACAUCAUCCAGCCACCACUCCGUCUUCGCCGCCAUCACCUUGGGCGCUCCACUUCGUCGCCGCGCCUGGCGCGCCCGACCAGACGGGUGUCUAGUUCCCCGCGCCACCUGCUGCUGCUCUCUCCCUCUCCGCUGCUCCUCCCCUCGUCUCCACUUCCUCUGUUUCUCUUCUUCUCCUAACCCUGCUAUUGCUCUUCUUCUUCUCUCAACGUUCCUGCUGCUCCUUCUCCUUGCAUCCCCUUGCUGUAGUUGCCUCAACCUGCUGCUUCUUCUCCAACCCCACACUACUCCUAUUCCCUUUCCUUGAUGGUGUUCCUUUACUGAAGAAAACAACCUGCUGUUGUUCUUUACUUGUUGCUGACCCUAUUCUUCUCUGAACCCAAACUGCUGCUGCUUCUCUUCUCUUUUUACUUCUUGCAAAAUUCUGUAAACUGCUAGGUGAACUUGUGUACUGUUCUGAAUACUUAAUUUUCUGUAAGUUGAGGUGUGUGAAAUCUCUGUAAUUUUGACAAGUUUAUUGUUCAGUACUUUGUAAUAUUCAGCAUUGAGAUGUUUUAGUAGAUGCAAUAUUCAGAUUUGGGAAAAACUUGCAACCUGACAAUUGUUCAGUUUCGUACUUGUAAAAUAUAGUGCACUUUAUUAUGUGCUCUGACUAGUUAAUGUCUAGUUGUUUGGAUAAUAUUUAGUAUAUGUGAUAUGCUCUGUGA